Molecule: messenger RNA, 5211 nt
Organism: Oreochromis aureus
Lineage: Eukaryota; Metazoa; Chordata; Actinopteri; Cichliformes; Cichlidae
Gene: esyt3
Product: extended synaptotagmin-like protein 3
Exons: 23
Coding region: 273-2819 (848 amino acids)
Biological process (GO): lipid transport
Molecular function (GO): lipid binding
Source: RefSeq, a predicted model, not a curated record
UUUUUCUUGUUUAUUGUUAGGGUGGAGUUUUUGUUUUAUUUUUUUAAUUAAGCUGACUGUAUUCCCCACCCAUGGGCGCAGGUGUGUCUACCUGGCAUGGGAAGUUUCUAACGCGGAAGUUUUUAGGACUGUCAUGGUUGCAGGGAGAGUGCGGCGGACUGGUUUAGCUGCUCUGUAAAACGAAAUACGCAAAACAGCAGCUUGUUUGGGCGCUGCGCCUACUUAGGCUUUCUGGACUUUCCGACCCGAGUCCUCAGCAGGACUACGACCCAAUGGCAUCUCCCGGACCGGUGAGUACCAGCAGCCCGGUGCAGGGAGCGGGGCUCGGGGAGAGCCCGUCGAUGAGCACUGAGAAACUGAGCUCCUCGGCUGUCAAUCGCAUGUUAAUGGAGUUUCUGAUUUACUGCGGGAGAGCCGUGUUCGUCUUCUACCCCGUAUACCUGACGGGUUACCUGGGCCUCAGCAUUAGCUGGGUGCUGCUGUGCAUGUUUAUGCUCACUUGGUGGAAGAAAAAUCGCCAGUGGAAGGACGCCCGGAUCGGAUCGGCUAUUGACUUUGUGGACAAUGAAAAGCACACGAUCAACACCGAGCUGAAAGGUUCCCUACAAAUGGCAUCUUGGGUGAAUUUCACUGAUGUGGAGAAGGUUCAGUGGCUUAACAAGGUGUUGGAGCAGGCGUGGCCUUUCUUUGGGAUGUACAUGGAGAAGCUAUUAAGAGAAAACAUCCAGAAGUCUGUCAGGGCCUGCAAUACUGCACUCAAAGCAUUUACUUUUACCAAGAUCCAUUUUGGAAACAUACCUCUCAAGAUCACUGGAAUAAGAGCAUACACACAUGAAGUGGAACAUAGGGAAGUGAUUCUGGACAUGAACUUAAGUUAUGUUGGUGAUGUGGAUAUCGAUGCUCAGGUGAACCCAGCAAUCACAGCUGGUGUGAAAGGACUUAAACUCCACGGGAUGAUGAGAGUUAUUUUAGAGCCUCUUAUUGGUCAAGCCCCCCUGGUGGGAGGAGUCACUUUUUUCUUCAUUCGCCGCCCUACACUAGAAAUAAACUGGACUGGCAUGACAAACGUUCUGGACAGCCCUGCUUUUGGUUCACUGUCAGAGGACACCAUCAUAGACAUCAUCGCUUCUCUCAUGGUGUUGCCCAACCGCAUGUGUAUUCCCCUCAUAGACCAGGUCAAAAUGGACCAAAUGAGGUUUCCACUUCCUCGUGGGGUGGUGAGGGUCCACUUGCUGGAGGCAAGAGAUCUGGUGGCUAAGGACACAUACAUGAUGGGUUUAGUGAAAGGCAAAUCAGACCCCUAUGCCACACUCAGAGUGGGCAACAGAAAUUUCAAAAGCAAGACCAUCAAAGAGAAUUUGCACCCAAAAUGGAAUGAAGUGUAUGAGUUUGUUGUCCACGAAGCGCCGGGCCAAGAGCUGGAAUUAGAGCUCUAUGAUGAGGAUACAGACAAAGAUGAUUUUCUUGGAAGAUAUAACCUCGAUUUGGGAGAAGUGAAGAGGGAAAAACAAAUGGAUCAGUGGUUUGCUCUGGAGGACAUACAGCAUGGUGAAGUUCAUCUGAAGCUCCAGUGGUUUUCCCUUCAGACUGACACCAGCCUGAUGAAGGAGUCCACCGACAACCUUGCCUGUGCUAUGCUUGCAGUGUAUCUGGACAAUGCCACUGAUCUACCAAAAGAUGGCCGUGAGGCUGCAGACCGUCAUAAACAUGGGAAGAACCCCAAAGAAGCACGGCUCACAAAGAGAGUCGCCUGCCCCAACUCCUUUGUUGAAUUUUCCGUUGACAAGGAUGUUAAGAAAAGCAAGGUUGUGUAUGCUUCCAAAGACCCGGUGUGGGAGGAGGGCUUCACCUUCUUUGUGCGUAACGUCAAAGCGCAGCACCUCUCUAUUCAGGUGAAAGAGCCUGAGAAGAAGAAUCCACUCGGUGUUCUCAACUUGCCCCUCAGUCGCCUCCUCAACACCUCCGACCUGACUCUAGACCAGCGCUUCUUGCUGGAGCGCUCUGGAGCAACCAGCCAGAUCAAACUGAAGGCCACUCUGAGGAUUCUUAAAUUGGAAGAGCCUCCACCCAAGCCUAUCGUCAACCCUCCUUCAGAAGUCAAACAGCAACAGACCAAAAAAGAAGGGAAUACCUCAGUCUCCAGUCCCUCCAACGCUCCAUCCUCCUCUAACGUAGUUUCCUCCAAAGAAAUUCCUGUUGUCUCUACUCCGAAACAAGUGCCAACUUCACCAAAUGAAGGUUAUUUAGCUCAACGCCGUGGCUCCUUCCAGGCACCUGAAAACAGGAAGGAAUCAUCUUCAUCAGGAAACUUGCGUCGGUUCGACUCUCACAGCCUCCUGUCGGAGAACUCCAUUGCUUCAUCACGAUUCGACCUGUCAGAUGGAGCCACCUAUCCAGAGGCCAUUAGGAAUCAUCAGGGUUCGUUUGGAGAGAUUGAGCUGGUUAUACGCUACGCAACCCUGAGACAUAAGCUUGUUGUCAUUGUUAACAGGUGCAGGAACCUAUUCCCCUGCAGUGAGAACGGCACAGACUCUUACGUCCGCCUGUAUCUCCUCCCCGACCAAACCUGGAAGCAUCGUAAGAAGACGCAUGUCAAGAAGAGGACAACUAAUCCUGUCUUCAAUGAAAAGGUUGAGUUUGACGUCUUACUCGAGCAAGCACAAACUAGGAAGUUGGAUGUGUCUGUGAAAAAUAACAAGAUGUUGGUUUCCAGAGAGAGAAAGGACAUUGGCUCGGUAAUAAUAGAUCUUUCAGAAAUAGAUCUAGUCAAAGGCAUCACAGUGUGGUAUGAGCUCACUCUACCCGGGCUGAAGAAGUAAGUGUAGCACAUACAACUGAGAGAAACUUCAGCUUGAAAAGCUGUUGCUGCAACCGCUGCAGAGAAAAUGACAGAAGUUCAUACUCCUUACGCAUCCGAAACACAGCAAACUAAGAUUUGUGUGUGUGUGUGUGUGUGUGUGUGUGUGUGUGUGUGUGUGUGUGUGUGUGUGCGUGCGUGUGUGUGUGUGUUGUAACAAAAAAGACCCUUAAUAGCAAUGGAAAAAAGGUUUGUGCAAGCAAAGCAAUGUCUAUAUUUUGGUUAUUUCAUCUGAACCAAAGUUCAUCUUUUGUGUUUUAUUGUAAAUAGAUUUAUUGACAGUUUUAUGUAUAUAUAUUGGGGGAAAUCAGGUAAAAGCCAAAUGUUCGUUACAGCAAUGUAGAUGAGUGAGUGCAUGGUGAGGAUGGAUUACACACUUUGAUAAACACUGAAAUGCACAAAGUCCCACUGAGCAGAUUUUACAUCGAGGCAGCUGAGCUGUUCUGCAGCUCAUUGGAAGUAAAACUGCAUCCAAGAAGGGCACAAGCCAAGUUCUUUGGCCUCAGUUACUGACUCAAUAGGAUAUUAUUCCUUUUCAACCUAAUCCUCUCAGACCAUUCAAAAUAACAUGUCAGUACACCGUCAUUCUCUUUAUGAAGGACUACAGUUCUGAGCUGAGUAGUUAAUCAGAGGUUUGACAUAAACACUUCAAAGAAAGAUGGGUUUUUUUGUAUUUAUGUAUUAUUUAAAAGAAAUCUCAAUUGUAGUUGGUAAAUUUGUUACAACAGGUGGCAGAAUAUUUUUAGUAGAACUGUCUUCAGACUACCAGAGAUCUAUGGUGGUUUAAAGACUUUGUCUUGGCUAAUAGUUUGAUGUUUUUCUGUUUUACAUUAAUUAUUGAGCAGGGAAUCUGUUCCCGGUUGUUGUUUUUGAGCUGAAGCUAAAAGGGACAUUUAUUUUCAAUUCAUAUUUAUGGCAAAUAAAUAUCUUCAAACAAAUACAUGGUUGAUUUGACAUCAUUUCACUGUGCGAGUGUGAUUGUGAAAACGAUAAAUCUCUUCAGGCAGCUUCCCAGAUGACCAGCUGGGGGUAUAGACUCCCUAUUCUCCCCCCUGAACGCAGGGAAUAUGUAAUCAGUCAGGUUUGUUAGUCUGUUUAUUAGCAGUCUAGCAUCCAGAGCUUUCCAAGAUAUCCUUUUCAAAUUUUGUGUGAUGGUAGAUAAUAUGCUUAUCCAAAAAUAAAGAUUGUAAGAGUGUCAUGAUCUUGGGUCUGGUGACCCAGUGUUUUUGUGUUGAUCAUUAAUAUUCUCUGUUUUGUGGUUCUCAUGGUUUAGUCUUUUGUAUUUGUAGCUCCCUAAGUUAGGUAUUUUGUGAUUUCUAGGCUUUAGAUUUUGUUACUGUGCCUCCCUGAAUUCCUUGUGUUAUGCCUGGUCGCCCUAGUUUCCAUGUUUGUGAAUUUCUUGUUUUACUUUGACAGUCCUGCGUUAGUCUGUUCUGAUUCACUUUCUCCCUGCCUCAUGUGUGUGAUUAGUCCCGUGUGAUUAAUCCCAGCUGCAUUCCCUCCUGUUCCUCAUUCCCUCAUUACCCUCUUGUGUAUCAGCCGCCAAACUGACCUGUUAAAGGGGAUGAUGAGCACAGAGACGCACGAAAAGUGAGCAGGAGGAAAAGAAACGCGUGCAAGCCAGCGUAUGUUAUGGCAGGCGAUUUUUGGCACUAAUGGCUUGCCAUAGCGGUGUGCCUCUGCCUGCAUCCGUGAGUAUCGCUUUCCCACUGGAGCAGCUUUGCCAGGGGAGGGUCGCAGCGGCUGUGCCGACAACGUUGCUGGCCCGUGUCUGUUUGUUUCAGGGCGGUGCUACGAGGGAGGCCGUGUUCAGGUGUGGAGUGUCGCUGUACUGUGCGGUGACGCGCCGUCAAGAGGAGACCGGUCUGUGACAGGGGAAUUAGCGUAUGGGAAACAUUGUAGUAUUCGUUUGGGUAGUGUAUAUUUAUUUCUGCCGGCAGGGUUUGAAGCGUAUUGAGAACGUUAUUUUUAUUGUAUAGGGGUAUUUUAAAACUGUAUUUGUAAUCCUGGUUUUGUCUUCUUCCAUGAAAAUAAAUGGUGUGUUUAAGGCCGACUUAGUCUCUGUGCCCUGAGCGCUGACCCACUCACUCCCCUUCUUUACCACGAAGUCCGUUCACAUACUAGAUUUAGAUCUACCGGUCUUAGCGGUUACAUUGAAACACGCUCAAAGUUCAAACCUUCGUAGAUUAAGUCCAGUAUUACAGAAUGAAAACCAAAGAUCAAACCCAGUUUUCAAGUCCAGAACAUGGGAGGCAGCUGCGAAAGGAUUCUGCAUUUAUGGUACAGCAGUAGAGAAAGCAGAAAGAAUGAGUUUAACUUACCUGUUUUGUUUCGCUUAAUGCGGUGCACCGUAU